AUGUGCCUCAGUCCGCAUUCAUUUUCUCGCGUGUUUGCCGCUGCAGAUGUGCGGAAUCUCUUGGUCUAUCCUGAGACGAGGACUCGUGUCACGGGCGAGCAAAGAGCAAAACAACGGGCUCAGGCUGAUGAUCUCGUGUCUGCAGAACUCAAGGAGACCCAUCUGGGACCCCUCACCAACACAUUUUCCCGAUCUACCUCGACAUCGACCAUUACGCCCGACAAGAACGAGAAGAACGCCAUUCCUACGAUUUCGUCAACGCCCACUCCCCAGAACGAUGUUGCUGCUUCAGAAGCCCUCAGCCAGGCCCCGGUGGUCAAGCCCCCGAAGCCUGGAAUUCUUGUCGUGACUCUUCACGAGGGACAAGGAUUCUCUUUGCCUGAGCAGCACCGCGCUGCCUUCUCCUCCCAACACCCACAAGCCUCUCUUUCCACUGGCAACGCCCUCAGCAUGGCUGGUUCCAUGCGCCCGGGCUCUUCACAGCGCCAGGCCGGUUCCUUUAUCAACGGCAGGCCGCAGACCUCUGGCGGUGGCGGCUUCAACGGCAUCCCGAUGAACCACGGUCGUAUUUCCGGAAAGUACAUGCCCUACGCCCUCUUGGAUUUCGACAAGGUUCAGGUGUUUGUCAACUCGGUCGAAGGGACACCUGAGAACCCGCUCUGGGCAGGCGGCAACACGCAGUACAAGUUUGAUGUGUCUCGAGUCACCGAACUCGCAGUACAUCUCUACAUGCGCAACCCCAUGGCCCCGCCGGGCUCUGGUCGCAGCCAGGAUAUUUUCCUUGGUGUCGUCCGGAUCAACCCGCGCUUUGAGGAGCCCCACCCCUAUGUCGAGGACCCCAAGGCCAGCAAGAAGGACCGCGAGAAGGCGGCCGCCGAGCACUCGAGCCGAGAGCGAUCUCUGGGCUUCAGCGGCUGCGACUGGGUGGAUGUUGCGUACGGCACGGGCAAGCUGCGAAUCGGUGUUCAAUACGUGGAGAACCGGGCAGGCAAGCUCAAGAUCGAGGACUUUGAGCUCCUCAAGGUCGUUGGCAAGGGCAGCUUCGGCAAGGUCAUGCAGGUGCGCAAGAAAGACACGGCGCGAAUCUACGCUCUCAAGACCAUCCGCAAAGCCCACAUCAUCUCUCGAUCCGAAGUCGCCCAUACGCUCGCCGAGCGCUCUGUGCUGGCCCAGAUCAACAACCCCUUUAUCGUCCCUCUCAAGUUCUCCUUCCAGUCGCCGGAGAAGCUCUACUUCGUCCUCGCCUUCGUCAACGGUGGCGAGCUCUUCCACCAUCUCCAGAAGGAACAGCGUUUCGACGUUAACAGGUCUAGAUUCUACACGGCGGAGCUCCUGUGCGCUCUCGAGUGUCUGCACGGCUUCAAUGUCAUCUACCGUGAUCUAAAGCCCGAGAACAUCCUGCUUGAUUACCAAGGCCACAUUGCCCUGUGCGACUUUGGCCUCUGCAAGUUGGACAUGAAGGACGAGGACAGGACCAACACGUUCUGUGGCACUCCUGAGUACUUGGCGCCAGAGCUGUUGUUGGGUAAGGGCUACAACAAGACGGUCGACUGGUGGACGCUGGGUGUCCUGCUGUACGAGAUGUUGACGGGCCUGCCGCCCUUCUACGACGAGAACACCAACGAGAUGUACCGCAAGAUCCUGUCGGAGCCGCUGCACUUCCCCAGCCAGGACAUUGUGCCGCCGGCGGCCAAGGACCUGCUCACGAAGCUCUUGAACCGCAACCCGGCGGAGCGGCUGGGGGCUAACGGCUCCGCGGAGAUCAAGACGCAUCCCUUCUUCCACGCCAUCGACUGGCGCAAGCUGCUCCAGCGCAAGUACGAGCCGACGUUCAAGCCCAGUGUGGCCGAUGCGCUCGACACGGACAACUUUGAUCCCGAGUUUACCUCGGAGGCGCCCCAGGAUUCAUUUGUCGACGGCCCUGUCCUAUCGCAGACGAUGCAGAACCAGUUCCAGGGCUUCAGCUACAACCGCCCGAUCGCAGGUCUGGGCGAUGCAGGUGGGAGCGUGAAGGAUCCUUCAUUCGUCGGCAGCAUUCAAGACAACCGGUAG
Messenger RNA from Thyridium curvatum, 2052 nucleotides. RefSeq lists its product as uncharacterized. Bases 1 to 2052 code for a protein of 683 amino acids. NCBI's taxonomy places the organism in Eukaryota, Fungi, Ascomycota, Sordariomycetes, Thyridiales, Thyridiaceae. The transcript has 3 exons. Gene Ontology annotation, molecular function: protein serine/threonine kinase activity; ATP binding. Gene Ontology annotation, biological process: protein phosphorylation. The record is from RefSeq and is a predicted model, not a curated record.